AUGUCACAUAACGAUUGGAAUAGUAGUUCGGCAACUACUCCCGAUGCUGAUGAUUUCAUAAUACCCGAUGAAGAAUUCGAAGAUUCAUCGGCUCCAGUCCCAAAAUCAACUCCUAAUACAAAUUCAUAUGGUACAAAUAGUAGUAGUAGUAAUACCAAUAAUAAUGCCAGUAAUAACAUAUUCAGUCAAUUUGGAUUCACUCCAAAAGUUGAUUUAUCAUCUACAUUUGCUCCAUUCACAUCUUCAGCCAACUUACCUGGUAAUAAUACCGUUAGAGAACGUCAAUAUAGUGGAGGUGAGACUUUAGAUGAACCAAUUUUGGAAACUUUAAAGAGAGAUGUAUUUCAAAUUGGAAGACGAUUAUUGAUUGUGUUAUGGCCUAUGCAAUUAUCUAAAUUAGCUAAGACUCAACAGCUGAGAUUAGUUGAUUUUGCCUCUGCUAAUGGAGUAAGAUUACCUGCACUGAUAAUUGCCAAUCGUUCAAAUGGUGGUGAAUUCGGAGAUGAUGAUGAAGAAGAACAAGAAGCUACUACUGGGAUUGAAUCGGGUGAUUUAAUAAAUGAAGGUAAUUUAGAAUGGGAUUUAUGGGGUCCAUUGAUCUUUUCAUUACUUUAUUCCGUUACUUUAGGAGUUACAGCUCAAAAUCAACAAACUAAUCUGGUAUUUUCAGGAUCAUUUUCAUUCAUAUGGUUAUUUUUCAUUGUGAUUGGAUUAAAUAUUCAAUUGUUAGGAGGAACCAUUUCAUUCAUGUCAGCCAUUAGUGCUGCUGGUUAUUCGAUGUUCCCUAUUGUAGUUGGAAGUUUAAUUAGUGCAUUAGUUAUAAAAUGGAAACUCCUUAGAUUAGGAGUAUUGAUAAUCUUAAAUAUUUGGAGUAUUUAUGUGGGUGUAUUAAGUUUAAAAUGUUCAGGAGUAUUACCUGGUCGUGUAUUGUUGGCUAUCUAUCCUGUUGCAUUGAUGUAUUCAGUAUUGAGUUGGUUAGUGGUUAUUACAUAG
Scheffersomyces coipomensis is the source of this 993-nucleotide messenger RNA. RefSeq lists its product as uncharacterized. Gene Ontology annotation, cellular component: membrane; trans-Golgi network. NCBI's taxonomy places the organism in Eukaryota, Fungi, Ascomycota, Pichiomycetes, Serinales, Debaryomycetaceae. The transcript has a single exon. The record is from RefSeq and is a predicted model, not a curated record. Gene Ontology annotation, biological process: endoplasmic reticulum to Golgi vesicle-mediated transport. Bases 1 to 993 code for a protein of 330 amino acids.